UGUUGCUCGUUUUGGCGCCAUAACUCCAUAACCUUACCUGUUUUGACAGUUAUGUUUUUUACUUUUCAAACUUUGCUUUUUAUUUACUAUAUUAUACCGAUACUUUGAUGGUAAGAUCGCAAGAUGGUCUGUGAAAAUUCAACAUUUAAUUACGAGCAUUGUAUUGUCACAAGACACGAUGAAACGGAUUCAGAGGAUUCCGAGGCUUGUGCAUCAUUGGAACAAGGUUCUGAGCCUGCUUCUGAACAAUCAGAAGUUGAUUAUUAUGCACUCCUUACUCCCGAGAUGAUAGAAGCUGCUAAUUUAACACCAACUCAAACUUUUUGCUUAAUGUCUGGGACCAUAAACGAGCUUAAGCAAAAUGUGACUGAUUUAAAUACAGAUGACGCUGCGAAAAAAAAUUUACAGAAGGGUUUAGAUAUUUUAAUGAUGGCUUUAAAUAAACACAGUCAAAUAUUUGGAAUUGACAACGUACAAGAACCACAAGAAAAUGUGCAAUGCUCAAAUCAACUUAAUGAAGAACCAAUAAAUAACGAACCAGUGACACAAGUCCAUAAGCCAAAUGGAGUGGCCACAAAAACUAACAAAAAAAACCAAACGUUCUGUGGAAGUGAAAAUAAUAAAAUAAUUGCGAAAACUAAAACUCAGUUAAACAACACUUUAAUUGGGGUACCAGGAGAGGUGCGCAAGUCGCAAAGAAUCAAAGACAAUGAAGGGAAAGAGCCCUUGCAUCUGAAUCAAGUGGCCUACAUUGAAAAAAAAAUAAGAGACGCUCUCGGGGAUUCCCAGCCAAUAAACAUUAAGAAGAAUGAAUUAGGCACAAAAUGUAACGAAAAAAGACAAACGUUGGGUGAAAAUGGCAGUACAGCCGAUCCUCAACAACUUAGUGAAGAACCAAACGAAGGGACAGUCCCUAAGCAAAAUGAAUCACACACAAAAAAUAACAAAAAAAGACAGACGUUCUCUGGGAAUGAAAAUAAUCGAACGAUUGCGAAAACAAAUGCUCAAAUAAGCAAAACUUUAAUUGGAGUACCGGGAGAGCGCCGCAGAUCUCAACGAAUCAAAGACAACGAAGGGAAAGAACCUCUGCAUGUGUUGGAUGGAAUAGCCUACAUCCAAAAAAAAAUUAGAGAAGUUCUCGGGGAUUCCCAUCUGGAGCCUGAAAAACCCAAACGUCCAGUUAAAAGAAAGACGCAGAGCUUGGCUGGAACACGAGCCAAAAAAGCAAAAAUUAGCGAAUCUUGUGCAAAUAAGACUUUUGGAGGACCUGGCAAUGCCAAGACCGCGAAGAGACAGACAAAAAGGUUGAACGUUUUGGAGAGAACCUGGCCAGGUGAUUAUUUUUUUAGUGAGUUCAAGUACAAGCAUAAAUUCAUCAAACACAAGCAGGACGAGAAAAUUAUACUCCCCGAGUUCAUGGCUGCAGUCUUUAAGUAGUAAUUUUUUAUAAAACAGGUUUUUACAAUUCUUUAUAAGGUUGCCUUUCUUGUUAUAUACUUUUAUCUUACAUAGCUAUUGUAAUAGUAUUGAGUUAAAUAAAAUAUUUUUUUACAAGAA
Tribolium castaneum (red flour beetle) is the source of this 1557-nucleotide messenger RNA. RefSeq lists its product as uncharacterized. The record is from RefSeq and is a predicted model, not a curated record. NCBI's taxonomy places the organism in Eukaryota, Metazoa, Arthropoda, Insecta, Coleoptera, Tenebrionidae. The coding region runs from base 124 to 1437 and encodes 437 amino acids. The transcript has 10 exons.